Messenger RNA from Linum trigynum, 6711 nucleotides. The record is from the annotation of a GenBank genome assembly. NCBI's taxonomy places the organism in Eukaryota, Viridiplantae, Streptophyta, Magnoliopsida, Malpighiales, Linaceae.
CUAAUUAUUCAACUAUCAAUAUUAAACUAAUUAAGAUACUAACAAUUGUAUUUAAAAUAAAUAUAAUAAAUAUUUAUUUAAACCGAACCAUUUAAACCCAAUCAAACCGGUCUGACCAGACCGGACGGACCGCGUCCGCUACGAAUUAAAAAAAAAUUACAUCGGCGGCGACGAUUGGAACAGCGGCUGCUUCUCCUGGGCGGUGGCGGCCGAGGUCGGCAGAGGGAAUGGGCGGCGGAGCUCGGCAAAGGGAGGGGCGGCCGGCGGUUGAGCAGCAGGGGUGGGAGGUGAAGGGUUGGGACUUGGGGUAGUUAGGUUUAGGAUUUUUAAAAUGAGGCAAUGACAAAAUCGUCAUAUUUUUUGUGACUACAGGGGACAAAUAAUAAAACUACGGGCGGCAAAUAGCGAUUAUUUUUUUUUAAUGUAAAUCAACUUUACCCGUUCUUCCAUAGUUCCAUUACUGUCGACCAGACUCUCCCCAAACAAAUCGACGACGCGAAACUCUUUUUGGACGAACCCUUGUCUCGUCCUUUGAGGGCUACCGGCGGCGACCAAGCACCAUUCCGAUGCCGAGGAGAGUAGGGAGUCAGUUUCGGAGAUCCACCGAUUAGGGUCUGCAUAAAAAACUCUUCCACAGGUUAGUUAGAGUUGUGCAUAAAGUUUUCGGAUUCCGCCUUCUGAUAUUAAGACUCUUUCUAGGCGGGGAGGGAUAUACAUGUAGUUAGGUGGUGGUGGAUUUCAGAUCCUCUAGGCGUGUUUCCAACUUAACCCUUCUUUCUAUUACCCCUUCAAUUACUGUCUGUCUCUGUAUCCAUUCGCAGAACCCUUCGUUCUGUUUUACUGCAACCCAAACGAAGGAGCGGAAAGACAAACCAGCUGCUGUCGAGGAGUGCUAACCGGCGGCGACUCAGCUUCGGAGGGUAGGAAAUUUGCAGGCUGCAGCAAAAACUCGGCUCCGGAGAGUAUUAGCGAGCAGCCAAAACUCUCCGGCAGGUGAGUUUGCGAAAUCCAUUUUCUCCGUUCUUCCUCCUUGUCUUGUUUUGGUAUGAUGCCUUCGUCUCAAUCGCAAUCUUUUGGGUUCUGGGUUUUAUGACUUGCUUUGUUGGUGUUUGGCGAAGGAGAGCAGAAAUAGAUUUGUGUUUUGAGGGUUUUAAAGCUUUCAUGACUUACUUUGUCCAGUCAAACAUAUUAGGAAAGUUGAUUACUUGGCAGAAUUGCCGCAACCUUCAUGGCCUUGUAAGCUUGGUUGUGAGUGGUUCAACCGUAGUGAAUACAGUUCUACCAACCUAAGUUUUCAUACCGCAACAAUACUACAGUGCACAUAUAUAUGUUCUUCAAACUGCAAUUUUCGUGUCCUUGAUGAAGUUCUACCAUUUUGAAGACAUAUUAGACAAGAUGAUGUUUGUGAGAGGGCUGCUAGGUUGAGAACAGUUAUUAGAUUAAGCAAUCUCAGCUUGUAGGCAAGGGUUUUUUGAAGGGAUUAUGAUUCCAAUGUGAUUGAACAUGAUUGGUGGCUGACUGGCUGUUUGACUGUAUAAUGUUGCUGCCAAUAUGAUCUUAAUCUGUCAAUUUGUUUAAGGUUGCAGUGUAUAAAACUGCCAAAAAGAAGAACCAUGUUCAUCUGCACUUUGUUCAAGGUUGCAAACAAUCUGAUUUUAAUCUGUCAAUCUGUUAAGGUUGCAGUGUAUAAAACUACCAAAAAGAAUAACCAUGUUCAUUUUCAAUUUCUUGAUCCUUGUCGAUUCCAGUUCUUUUUGGUAUCACGGUUGGGGUAUCAUCUGCACUUUGUUUAACUGUCUUCCUUAACUAUAAAGAAGCAAUAACCUGCAUAUUAAUAUUUACUGCAAAUGGUCUGCAUUACAUUCAUUCAACCAGGAUGCUUGAGUUGUUGCCUACGGGUUAGACAAAAUAGGAGACUAAAUAAAGGUAAUUAUGUGAUUUUACAUUCUCCUUUCUCUCCGUGCAUAGUCAGUUGCUGCUCAUAUUAUUACUAUAUAUUAAGAAAUAAGAAUCAUUUAGGCGUUUUUAUGCAUAUUUGGAAGUUCAGCAAAGAUGCUAGUUGUUAAGAUUCUCUUUAGAAAAUGUGAUUCUAGAGUUCAGACAAAAUGAAUAUGAGAAAGUUUAGUUUCGUUGUUGUUUGAGACAGCUUUUCUAAUCGUAAUUAUCCACACAAAUUUUCAGGGGGGAAGCACACUGCUGCUUUGAUGAAAGGCGCUUCCACUACCUUGCGGUCAGCAUUCUCCUUCUGCGUACAACAAGUCCGAACCUAUGACUACCACCACUACCUCUGCCUUCUCGAGCUUCCUCCCGACAUGCGAAAGGCAGCUUUUGCACUCCGUGCCUUCAACGUGGAAACUUCCAAAGCCAUGGACGUCGCAUCAGAUCCCAGAAUUGGUCUCAUGCGCCUUCUAUGGUGGCAAGAAGCAAUUGACAAGAUAUAUUCCAGCAAGUCAAUCGAGCAGCCAGUCGCACAAGCCCUCGCAUCAGUAAUCUCCGACCACAAAAUCAGCAAAGGAUGGCUGAAACGUUCUGUCGAGGCAAGGAUCAACGACGCAAGGAGAGAUCCCAAUGACAUCCCAAACUCCAUAUCCGAGCUGGAAAAAUAUGCUGAGGACACCGUAUCCACCCUUCUGUACACAACCCUUCAAUCCGGUGGCAUCAGGUCUACUGCAGCUGACCACGCUGCGUCCCACAUUGGUAAAGCGAGUGGGCUACUCUUGCUUCUCAGGUCGUUGCCGUAUCAUGCAAGCAAGAGCCGUCAGGGCUCGUAUAUACCAAUCGAGGUGGCGUUGAAACAUGGGUUGUUGGUUAAAGAAGGAGGGAGGUCAUACGUUCAAUUGGAAUCACGGGAGGGAAGUUUGAGCGAUGCUGUGUUUGAGAUGGCGUCCGUGGCGAAUGCUCAUCUGGAGAAGGCUCGUCAGUUGGCUGGAACGGUGCCUGUUGAGGCUUGUCCGGUGUUGUUGCCUUCUGUUCCUGCCCAAGUUCUGUUGGAUACUCUGAGGAAGGUGGAGUUUAAUGUGUUUGAUCCGAGGUUGUUGCGAGGGAUCCUUGGCGUGCCGCCGUUGUGGUACCAGAUGAAAGUAAAGUGGCAUUCCUGGAGGAGGAAAUACUGAAAAAAAGCUGGUGUUAUGUUUCAUGAAAUUGCCAGCUUCUUAGGUAGAACUAGAAAGAGAGAGGACAAAGAAAAGCGUUUCCUAUUUGUUUCCAAUAUGUGAACUGCUUUCUCUCAUUGAAUUGUAUUCUCACUUCUCAGAAUACUAGCACAUGCCCCGGCCCUUUGGCCGGUAGAGUUUUGGUGAUUAUUGAUUAUGCAUUUUGUAUGUAAUUUUGACCUAUAUAAUGUGUGCUUUGUUCAUAUUCUCAUCCAUGUUUGUAAUGUAAGUGUUGCUUAAUGAUUUAAAACAAAAAAAAAAUGUUUCUUAAUUAAGUAGUUCAUGUAUAUGAACACUGGAGUUGCUCCCAAUUGUACAUAUUUAAUCAAUUUUCACCUUGGAAGUUAACGACUAUCUUUUGAUGGAGUUUAGUACCCAGCUUUGAGAUAUAUGUGUGAAAUGAGUAGUUAAUUUUCAUAAAUAUUGUCGACGGCUAGAGCUUGUAAUUGUUUUAUUCGAAAAAUUGUCUAUGAAUAAAUUAAGAAAGCACUUACAAUGGUGUGUCAUCAGCCGGCGACCUGAGAAGAAGUUAGAACUCUUUGGAUUGGCAAUUUGCAGUACUGGGUCGAUGAGAACGACCUCAAUUCCUGCUUCGCUCAAACCGGCGAGGUAUCUCUCUCUCAUACACGCAGUGCUUUACUGCGGUUCUGCAAUUAGUUUUGCUCAGUUCUUUUACUAUGAAUUCAAAAGGCAAAGUUGCGAGCUUGUGUUGGAAUAGGUUCGUUGAGUUUGUUUUGUUUCUCAUCAGGCAGCCGAGAGGGUUCUACAAUCCUAUAACGGAACCCAGAUGCCAGGGGCUGAACUGGGCUUCAUUUGGAAUUAGAAAGAGGCGUCCUGAGGCAGGGCCUGAGCAUUCUAUGAUUCGUGGGGGAUUUUGCACCCAACAUUACAGAUUAUCUCUGGCAAGAGACGUUCAGGACUCAGAGGCCGUCUGUUCGAGGAGCUAAGGUUCUAACUGAUCCUAAAACCGGGCGGUCUAAGGGAUAUGGAUUCGUUAAAUUUGAUGAUGAGAAUGAGAGGAACCUUGCUAUAUCGGAAAUGAAUGGCAUUUAUUGCUCGACUAGCCCAAUGCGUAUCAGUGCAGCGACACCUAAGAAGACCAAUGGUUAUUAACAGCAUUAUGAUGCCACCAAAGGCAAAUUACUCAGAUGAUACAAUAUGCAGCACCUGUCCAAGUCUACUUUCAGUUAUCGUUAGCUGCAUGUGCUCAUGGGUAACUUGAUUUAUUGAUUGUUUCCAAGUUUCUAUUCCGCUUGGUAUUUUAUCUGGAUCGAUUCAAGCUCUGGAAGUAGACUUGUUCUGUUCGGAUUCUGGGGAAUGGAUGACAUACAUUAUUGAUAUGGAUCAUCAUUCAAGACUGAUAGUAGGCCAUAACAUGAAAUGGUGCGAUGGCAAGUUGUAUUGCCUGACUCUUGACAUGGCCAUGUUGCUGUGUGGGAUCCUUUCCGCCUAGACACACCUCCAACUUGUAUCGAUGAUAUCCCAAUCUUCUCAUUGAUGGGAAACACAUCCCAAGUUUGGGUCUCACAGGGUGUUUUGCACAUGAUUUGUGUUUUCUGUGAUCUUAGACAAGGUCUUUCAAGGGAUUUCCUUAAGUGUUUGGAGAUGGGAGGGAGAAGACAGCCGUGGACAAUGGACAAUGCUAUAUGGAGUGCCUUUGGAGCAGUUACUAAGAUCUGGCCAUGAAGAAUAUGGGGAUCUGGAGAUGUGAUUGUGAGGUGUACUUGCUCUACAUCUGAGCAACCAUGAAAUUUCUUGUUAGAAUUAGGAAGUCAUGAAUGUAAUGAUCAUAAACGUCUUAUGUUCUCAUGUAUUUUGAGGCCCAUGGAGCUAAAGCUUCAGACUAGGGAAAAAUCUUGUUUUCUCAGGAAGGUGCUCCAGCCUAGGUUCACUUGGUGGCCUAACCGGCUAACCCAAUUCCAAACUAUGAGAAACUGUGAGGCCUGGCGAUGGAACCUACAGUUGUUUGGUUCAGAGCAGCAGCAAAUCAUCAGCUCCCCCCAGUAACUGGUAAGUUCACUUCUGCUUGUAAGAAUCUACCUUUACCCUUUUGCUUGUGUUGCUACCAUUGGUUCAGGAAUGCGCUAAACUGAACUGAAAUGAAGUUAUUGUGGCAAUGUUAGGAUGUAAAGAGAUGAUAGUCUCUGUCUGUGUACACUCUCACUCACUUUCUUCAUGUGGCGUACUUUCUAAUCUUAAUUAGUCCACCAAAGAAGAACAGCAGAUCAACAUCACUGUCCAGUCAUCCGGUUAAGAAGCAGAAUGUGGUGAAAUGUUGUUGUUCUAAGCAAAAUGCUCUGCCAUGAGAAGAGUAUUACGGAUGCAUGAAAGGGAAAUCAGCAAGGAUCAAUUGGUCGAUGUUCUUCAGGCACUGCAGGAUAUACCAGACAUUGAUGAGUAACUGUUUGUGGUCCCUGGUCGACGUUCCAUAAAUGUACCGAUUAGUUAGUCUCGAGAAGAAGACGGGAUGAAGUGAUGUCAAUUUCAUUUCUUGGGCAGAAAGAAAGGCCAGUUCUUGCUUGCUUGGAUAUCUGAUGCUUGAAACUUUUCCUGAAUGGCUGCUUCAUUCAGUCAGGAACUGAUUGUUUAAGAAAACUUUGAAGUUCUCUUCACUGAUCAGACUAUAUGCAUGUACCUGUGGGAGUUUGACUCGACAUUGCAGAUGAAGCUCAUUUAAUGGCAGUUGUGUUGUGAUUCAAUUUGCAGAGGAAGACUCUAUAGCUUGAACUGAUCUUCCUUGAGGCAGACUCUAUAGCUUGCUUGUCAAACAAGUCAAUCCCUUUAAAGGCGAUUUGAAGUGAUCUCUUGAAGCUGCUGAUAUAGCUGCUAGAAAUGCGAGGGAGCAAGAUCCCUUGUAUUUGCUAAUUACUGAUUUCCCAUGUGCUUAGUGGAUUGUGCCUUCUUAUUCAAUAAUCACCCAGUCCUGCUUUUUAUUUAUUUGUUUGUUUUGGUUGAAAGUCGUACUCUUUCUUGAAGUCAACAGGAUAUACAGUAAAAUCUAGUAUACAGAAAUGUGGCAUUCUGAUACUUCUAGUGAGUGUGUUAUUCAUAUCAUCGUAAUUAAAUCGUAAUUAAUUUCUAAUGGGUAAAAUAUUGUAUCUUGAUUUUCUAUAUACGAGCAUUUUCUCUAUUUAAAAACUAAUAAUUGACGAUUGUGAUUUGUCCAAAUAUAUAGAGGUGAACAUCAAGUAAAUCGCUAGGGCCUUGGGAAAAGGAAGAGUGGAGAUUCUUAGUUUGAUUUUCUGUCAACUCUCACAUUCAAACCUUUGAAAUCGAAGUGUAGUUGAGUCUAAACAUGUUCAUGUGAAGUCAACCCUGAUAAUUGCAAUUAUCCCUAGGUUUAUAGUUUUACUGGCUAUCCACGAGAACUCCAGUCGUUACCAACAGGGAGGUUCGUGCAAUUAGCAUUGACGAGUGACGAGCUAAAUAAUUAUUUAUCAAUGGUGGGUAAGAUUACAAAGGCCAGCAUACAUCUGCAAACAAAGAGGUUGGAUGUACUAAGAUAUAUUUCAACGAAUCAUAAUCGUUGAAUUUUUUUUAUUAAAUUGAUUUUAGAGUC